GGAGGACUGACAACACCCGGCACCGCCACGUCUCAGUGCGCCCUGUUUCUCGGGUCUCCUUCGCCUCGCCGCCGAGCCGCCCGAGCCUCAUGGCGUUGUGCGCCUGUUCUCGCGAAGCUCCGAAUGCUUUCGAAGACUGGCGAGCUCAAUGGCAUCAGAAGCUACAAGCACGCCUCAAUGAGGACAUGCAGAUGUUCUCACAGAUUUUGGACUCCCUGGCGGCCGGCCAGACCGGCCACCCGAACGACGCGGGAGCCGCCGUGGCGACGGCUCGGCGACAGCGAUCACCGGUGCUCCUGGAGCGUUCCAAAGAGGCGGAGGUGGUGCAGAUCACGGUGGACAAGGACUCUUGCGUGUCCCCUGCAGCCAAGUCCAAGUCGCCCACGCGGCCGGUGCUCUUCAGCACCUUUACAUCCCUCACCGGUGACAGCGAAGCGCGCGAGCUCGCGACCCCCGCCCAGGGCAGCGCGUCGCCGUCGCGCGGCGACAGCGGCGGCGAGGGGAACAACGACGAGGAGUCAAAGCCGAACUCGGAGAAGGCGACGCCGCGGCUGAAGCUGAGUCGGAUCCAAAGCACGAUGUCGGCUCCGGCACGCUUCGUGUAUUUGAGCCCAGAGAGGAAGCGCCACGUGCUACAGCGCAGCGAGUAUUUGGAGAGCAGCAUGACGUCCUCCUACAUGCAGAUCCACGACUUUCAUCCUUUGCCCACCUGGGCGCGUGAGGCCAAAAACGAGCGCGACCCCUCUGCCACCAUCCGCAUCAGCGGCGAGGCGAAGUUACCCAGCAGCUUCUUGGACGUGAAGACGGAUCCGGGAUGCAAGGCCGUUUUCAGGAGCACAUCCACUUUGGCCGAAGUGAGGCAGCCAACUCGCCGUUUGAGGAUGAUUUCUGGAAGAGGCGGCGACUUCGCGGACGACGUGACCGGUGGGGCCAUGGUGAUCCAGGAGUCAUUGGGCUUCCUGAGGCAUUUGAUGAUCUUCCCCAGCAGCCCAAGGAAGAUGACCUGGGACGUCUUUGGUGCUACCUUGAUCGUCUAUGACCUCUUCACGAUCUCCAUGCAAGUCUUUGAUCCACCAGAGACAGACUUUACCAAAAGCAUGCAGUGGCUCAUCCUGAUCUAUUGGACCAUGAACAUGCUGGUCUCCUGCAUGGUGGGCUAUAUCGACAAGGGCAUCUUCGUGAUGGUGCCCAUCAAGGUCUUCCUGCACUACUUGAAGACCUGGUUCAUCAUCGAUUUGGUGGUGGUGGGAUCUGACUGGGCGUUCUCCUUGUCGGAGUCCACCGACAACGCUGGCAGCUCAGUGAAGCUGCUCCGCAGCCUUCGCCUCUUCCGCAUGGUGCGGCUCAUCCGCAUCCUGCGGCUGCGGAAGACCAUGGAGAGCGUCAGCGACCUGGUGGACUCGGAGUAUAUCAGUAUCAUUGUGAGUAUUUUCAAGAUGCUGGCAUUGCUUAUGAUCGUCAACCACGUCAUCGCGUGUUUUUGGUUCUGGAUUGGCGACUCUGCUGGGGGAUGGAUCGAAAUGCACCACUUGCUGGAUGAGCAGUGGGAAUAUCAGUACGCCACGAGUCUUCAUUGGGCCAUCACACAAUUCACGCCCGCCUCCAUGCACAUUCAGCCGCAGAAUCUUCAUGAGCGUUUGUUUGCCUUGGGCGUGGUGGUCUUCGCCUUGGUGGGCUUCUCCUAUGUGGUGGGAAGUAUAUCUGGAUCACUCGCACAGCUGAGAGGCAUGACCGAGAACCGGGCACGACAGUUCUGGGAGUUGCGACGGCAUUUGCGGAAGAACAAGGUCUCCAUCACCCUCAAUGCACGGAUCCAGAAGUACGUGGAGCAUGUGCUGGAGAGCCAAGAGGAGAACGUCCCAGCAGAAGACAUUAAACUCCUCACGCUGCUCUCGGAGCAGCUCCGAAGCGAAUUGGAGUGUGAGAUUUGCAUGCCUCACUUCUCCGUUCACCCCCUCUUCGCACGGCUCUGCGUGGUCUCCCGUCACACGAUCCAUCGCCUGGCCAACAACGCGAUUCAAAAGAAGCAGUUGGCCAGGACGGACAGCCUGUUCCUCCCUGGAGAGACUGCGACGCACAUGUACAUCGUGGUCUAUGGAAGGUUGAUCUACAGCAGAAUUGACUCCAAAGGAAAUGAGCACAAAGAGCUAGUGGACAAAGGGGAGGAUUGGAUCUCGGAGCCUGUGCUUUGGACAGACAGUUGGAUCCACCUGGGCUUGUUGAUCUCCAUGACCGAGAGCGAUCUGAUGGUCCUGGAUCCGCUCCAUUUCGGUCGCAUCGUCAACCUGAACCCCGAUGCCGCCGCUCUAGCGCACACAUAUGUGAUGAACUUUAUCAAGUGGAUCAAUUCAGUGCCGAGAGAUAGCCUGUCGGACAUUUGGCAGGGGGAGAACGUGGGCCCUCGCGUCGCCGGCUUCAUGGAGCUCGACGAGAACCAGUUUCGAAGCGCAAAGAGCCUGGCAGCCAAGCUGAUGAACUGGCAGAAGUGACGUGGUCACGCACGGGUGACGCAGGACGAAGCGGCGUCGGCCAAAAACGAAGGGUUCAUUUGGGUUCUAACGUGAGAUUGUCCUCCAGGAGCUAGGCUUUAGUAGUUGAUUUGGAUU
Durusdinium trenchii is the source of this 2606-nucleotide messenger RNA. The record is from the annotation of a GenBank genome assembly. Lineage: Eukaryota; Dinophyceae; Suessiales; Symbiodiniaceae.